This is a messenger RNA of Drosophila virilis, 2027 nucleotides long. The record is from RefSeq and is a predicted model, not a curated record. NCBI's taxonomy places the organism in Eukaryota, Metazoa, Arthropoda, Insecta, Diptera, Drosophilidae.
UCUGCGCCGGCCUCUUCUUGCUGUCUUGGCUACGAAGGCUCAGCUUUCAAUUGCAAGCCCAUUUGUAGUGCAGGUUGUCCCAGCAAUGGUUACUGCAGCGCGCCGGAUCAAUGUAGCUGCAAUUAUGGAUAUUCUGGUGCAGAUUGCAGUCCCACUUGCCACAGCUGUGGCAAACACAGCUACUGUCAGUCGCCGGGCGUGUGUGAAUGCAACGCGGGCUUCAGGCGGACCGACCAAUCAUACGAUUGUCUGCCGCAGUGCGUUCAGUCAUGUGGAGAUCACAGCUUCUGUGCGGCACCAGAUACCUGUGAGUGUCAGCUGGGCUAUGAGAGAUCCGUACCCGAAGCAACCUGUCUGCCUGUGUGCGUGCCCAGCUGCGGCACCAACAGCUACUGCAUGGAGCCCAAUGUCUGUGAGUGCUACGAGGGCUACAUGCAAGAGAAUGGAACAUGCCUGCCCAUCUGUGAUGCGGGCUGUGGGCGAAACAGCAGUUGUGUCAAGCCAGGAGAAUGCCAAUGUGAUGAGGGCUACACGAGCUCCGAUGAAGGUAACUGCCAGCCCAUAUGCAGUCAAGGAUGUCCGGAGCACAGCAGCUGCGGCAGACCAGGAGAAUGUCUGUGCGAUGAGGGAUACACGAGUUCCGUAAAAGGUAGCUGUGAGCCCGUCUGCAGUCAAGAAUGUCCGGAACACAGCAGCUGCGUGGCACCAGAGCUGUGUGCAUGCAGCCCUGGCUAUGUCCAAAACAAGGAAAAUCUGUGUGAACCCCAUUGCCCAAAGGGUUGCUUUGACUAUGCGAGAUGUGUGGCACCCGAUGUGUGUGAAUGCUAUCCCGGCUAUGAGCUGUCGCAGGCUGGGCAAAAGUGUCAACCCACAUGCAGUCAGGGCUGUCCAAAUGGCUCUUGCUUUGCGCCCGAGGUCUGUGCGUGCAACCCUGGCUACCUAAUGGGUCCCAACAACAACUGCGAGCCGCAAUGCAGCCAGAGCUGUGUACAUGGCAGCUGCAUCGCACCCGAUAUGUGUGAAUGCGAGCCUGGACAUCGGUUCGCUUCAGAUUCGCGGCAUAUCUGCGAGCCGAUCUGUGAGCCGGCCUGCCAGCUGGGCACGUGCAUGGCGCCCCAGCUAUGCAUCUGCCAUUUGGGACAUGAGCCGAUGGGUCCAUUGGGCUCAGGCUUGGAGCACGUGUGCAAGCCGAGCUGCUCGACGAACUGUGUGAAUGCCACUUGUCUGGCGCCUGAUGAGUGCAGCUGCAAUGCAGGCUAUGUGCCCGCAGACGAAGCCAACCCCAAUAUCUGCAAGCCCAACUGCAGUCACGGCUGCUCCAAUGGUGACUGCGUGGCGCCUGAGCUGUGCCAGUGCCAUCCUGGCUACGAGAGCACUGCAGGUGGCUGCCAGCUGCAGCUAGAAACGACCACCGAUUGGAUGACAACGACAUUGGCCACCACUGACCAUCAACCAGAGCAGCUGCUGCAGCAGCCCUGGACAAAUUGCAGCAGCGGCUGCCGCUGCUGGCACCUAUUGAUUGAUGUGGCGCAGACUACGAUCAAGUGCGCCAACAUCUGCAGGGAUGCCUAUGACCAGCCCUGCCUGGAACUUGGCCAGUGUCGGUGUGUGGAGUCAACUGGUCAGCUGCUCUGCCCGGCUGCGAAUGGGCAGCUGGAGCAGCGCAUGGUCUGUCACGUGGACGCACCCAGGGCCAGGAACCUGAGCGCUGGCGAGGCGGCACACAACGUUGACCAGAUUAAAAGCAGUGCAGUCAAAUGGCCAUCGAUCCUGGCCUGGUGUCUGGGCAGCUGCAUCCUCUUGCUGGUCGUGAUUGUGGCCAGCCUCGUCUACUUGACUCACAGACGCCAGAAGGCGCUUGCUCAGCAAGUCGAUGGACUCAGCAUUGUCAACUAUGUCCAUGAAACUUAAUACAAUUUUAAUAUUUUUGUCAUUAUUAUAAAUAUUGUUAUCUUUAAACUAUUAUGGAGGAUCUGUGUCGCCUCAGGUGGAUUAAUAUAAAUUUCUUCAGUAUUUGUUAAAUUUAA